Humulus lupulus (European hop) is the source of this 1031-nucleotide messenger RNA. RefSeq lists its product as uncharacterized. The record is from RefSeq and is a predicted model, not a curated record. The transcript has 7 exons. NCBI's taxonomy places the organism in Eukaryota, Viridiplantae, Streptophyta, Magnoliopsida, Rosales, Cannabaceae. Gene Ontology annotation, cellular component: nucleus. Gene Ontology annotation, biological process: protein import into nucleus. Bases 49 to 942 code for a protein of 297 amino acids.
UCCAGUAUAAGUUUAGUCAUACAUACAUGGCAUUGUACCGUGUCAUGCAUGAACUGCAAUAUCCUUUUAGAAUAUUGCAUUUUUCUUUUAUAUAAUGAUUUAAUUAAAAUGAAUCUUCCACAAAAAGAAAUGGAGGGUCGUGACGAGAACAUUGCUUCAACUGCAUCCAAUUCAGCCAAAACAACGCUCCAACCUCGCCUUCCUCUCAAAUCCCACCCUCUCUUUAAUAACUAUGGCGCAUGGAAACAUAAGCUGAGAGAAAGUUGUUUUAAGAGGGUCAGAGAAGAUAGAAACCACCUGCUUCGGAAAAUGAGAGGAGUGCCUUCUUCUCAUGCUGUAAAUUUGAAUUCUGAGGGUUUGAUCCCUGCAUUUCAGAAAAUAGUUUCUGAUGAAUUGAAAAAAUUGAAGGAUUCUUCAUCAGAUGAUAGUUUAAAAAAGUCAACUUCUAAAUGUGAGAUGGAUGAUAUGUUGUGGGAAUAUGACGGUCUUCGUGAUGCUUAUCAAGGUGAAUGUGAAGAAAUACUAUUAGAGAUGGAAAGAAUCUUUUACGAGGAUAUCAAGGCAGAACCAGUUGGAAAAGGAUCGGAAUACUAUGUUGAAACUUGGGAAGACAAAGAAGAUGAAUACUUGGCCCAUGCAGUGUAUGAGCAUAUGCAACUGAAUGAGAAACAGGUGCACAAAUCUAUUUGGUGCCCAAUAUGUAAGCAAGGAGAACUGCAAGAGAAUAGUUAUCUUAUAUAUUGCACUUUAUGUGAUCUACAGCUGAAGAAAGGCGAUGAGGUUAGUUUGGAGCUACUAAGAGCCAGGCUAGCAGAUGUCCAUGCUGAACAUCUUGAUCACGGUUGUAUACUGAAGCCUAAUUUUUGCAUUGAAACCAGGUUUGAUAUAACUGCAUUGUACUUUGUUUGUACGGGUUGUAGCACUUUCGAGGUAGUAAUAUAGCCAUUUUCCCUUUUAUUUUUAUUAUUAUAAGAUGUACUCUCUCACAUCUUGAUAGAUAUAUUUUCAAACUAACUAUUUCCUUCCAGUUA